This is a messenger RNA of Closterium sp. Naga37s-1, 1023 nucleotides long. The record is from the annotation of a GenBank genome assembly. Lineage: Eukaryota; Viridiplantae; Streptophyta; Zygnematophyceae; Desmidiales; Closteriaceae.
AUGUCCCAAAACUCGGUCGUCCAGCUUGCCGUCGACUGGUUGCAGGGGGGAUGGGGGCCGAGCGGGGGAGUGGGAGAGGGAGCGAAGCAGGAGCAAGUAGGGAGCGGAGGAGCGGAGAGAGGAGGGGAAGGGCGGGAGAGAGGCGGCGGAAGAGGGAGAGAAAGGAGCGGGAGGAGAGUGGGGGAGAGGCGGGUAGGAGUGGAGGCGGGGAGAAGGAGCAGGGGGGGGAGGGGAGGGGGUAGGUGGGAUGUGGAGGGGAGGAAAUGGGAGGGGAGGUGCGAACGACGGGUUGCGAUAAAUCCCGUCAUUCCCCCUUCUGCUCCCCAUCAAUUCCCGCUCUGCUUUUCCAUCAAUUUCCCCUCUGCUCUCUAUUUCCCCCCCUGCUUCUCCUCCGUUCCCCCCCUGCUUCCCCCCAUCCCCUUCCCUGCUUCCCCCCAUCCCCUUCCCUGCUUCCCCCCAUCCCCUUCCCUGCUCCCCCCCAUCCCCUUCCCUGCUUCCCCCCAUCCCCUUUCCUGCUUCCCCCCAUCCCUUUCCUUCUUCCCCCCAUCCCCUUUCCUGCUCCCCCCCAUCCCCUUUCCUGCUUCCCCCCAUCCCCUCAGCCCUCCUUCCCCCCACCCUCUGCCCUGUUCCACCCUGCCCUCCCCAUCCCUGCCUUUCCCUCCCUGCCCUGCGCUUCCCUUCCCCAUCCCUUCUCAACCCUUCCCUUCCUUUUCAUGCCCUCCCCUUCCCCUUCACACCUCACCCGCCCACUACCGUAGUUCCCAUGCAUGUGCACCCAUCACUGUCUCCCCACAUGCUUUCAUCAUGUGCGCUUGCUUGUGUUCCCUUGCAGUUGUUCCUUUGGCACCUCACACCACCUCCCCCAUGUUCCUUCACACAAUUAUUCCUGCCUACUCCACUCCCUGUAUUUGCAGUGGUGAAGCAGAGGAGCAAGCUGAGGCGCAGCUAAAGCUAGUCCACGCUCUACACCGUACCACCACCUGUUUUUCUUGUGUGUUGUAUGCAAGCAUGAUACUGUAUUAG